UUUCAGCUUUGAUUCUCGAGAAUCUCGUUGCGAACGGGAUUUGUGUUCUGUUCGACGAGAUUUUUUAUUAUUUCUCAGUUUCUCAAUGGCAGCCGCAAUGGAAAUUGACGAAGAGGAGUUUGGGGAAGCCUCAACCUCUCAGGCUAUCAGCGGAGACAAACCGGGAAACAAGAAAAGGUUCGAAGUGAAAAAGUGGAAUGCUGUAGCUUUAUGGGCCUGGGAUAUUGUUGUAGAUAACUGUGCCAUUUGUAGGAAUCACAUUAUGGAUCUAUGUAUCGAAUGUCAAGCCAACCAAGCUUCUGCCACGAGUGAAGAGUGUACUGUAGCCUGGGGGGUUUGCAAUCAUGCUUUCCAUUUCCACUGUAUUUCCCGUUGGUUAAAAACAAGACAAGUCUGUCCUUUAGACAACAGAGAAUGGGAGUUUCAAAAGUAUGGACAUUGAUUGGCUCCCUUCAUACAAGCUCUGUUUUAUAUAUUUACCUCUCAUUUAUGUAUACCUUGCUUAACACUGUUAUGUAUGUCACAACCUGUUUUCUCUUUUCUAAGUCAUUUAAUGCUUCAUAUAAAUUCUAAGAAAUAAAAAAAAUGAGGAAAAAAACCCAACAAU
Molecule: messenger RNA, 607 nt
Organism: Octopus sinensis (East Asian common octopus)
Lineage: Eukaryota; Metazoa; Mollusca; Cephalopoda; Octopoda; Octopodidae
Product: RING-box protein 1
Exons: 6
Coding region: 86-442 (118 amino acids)
Biological process (GO): ubiquitin-dependent protein catabolic process; protein ubiquitination
Cellular component (GO): nucleus; cullin-RING ubiquitin ligase complex
Molecular function (GO): cullin family protein binding; ubiquitin protein ligase activity; zinc ion binding
Source: RefSeq, a predicted model, not a curated record